This is a messenger RNA of Erythranthe guttata (spotted monkey flower), 1656 nucleotides long. It is a transcript of the gene BAG7, whose product is annotated as BCL-2-associated athanogene 7. Gene Ontology annotation, biological process: protein folding. Gene Ontology annotation, molecular function: protein-folding chaperone binding. Gene Ontology annotation, cellular component: plasmodesma. Lineage: Eukaryota; Viridiplantae; Streptophyta; Magnoliopsida; Lamiales; Phrymaceae. The record is from RefSeq and is a predicted model, not a curated record.
GGUAAGUACCAAAAAUACCCCCGCCAUCUUCGCAUUUCUUUAUCUUCAAAUUCCUUUUUAAACCCUACAAAUCCACCCCCACCAGACCCCAUAAUAUCUGCAGGAUUUUUCUCGAGAGAAGCUGAGAAAAAUGAGUCGACUCAGGAGAUUCGAGAUCGUUGAACGUUCAACCCCUUCGUACUUCCUCAGAGAAACCUCCAUUUUCAACCCACCAAAAACCCUAAUGCUAAACCCUUGCUUCCCCAUUGUUGAAGACGAGCUCGACUACGCGCUCGAACUACUCAGCUUCGCUCCAGCACCGCCCGUUUCCUUCGAUCGCUUCGCCGAUCUGAUCCAGAUCGACGAGACGCCUCUCCACACCUCAACUCGCCGGGUCACCCGCCGCGUCGGGAUCGAUGAGCUGUACCUGCACGCACUCAGCGACCGCGUUUCGGCUCUGGAGUUAGGGUUUGACCGACUGGCGAAGGAGGAGAAGAGCAGGAAGAAGAAGUCCGUCGACAGGAAGUACACGUGGACGGCCGAGAUUAAGCGCCCGGAGGAUGAGAGGAAGUACAAAUGGACGGCGGAUAUUAAGAGCGGGAAGGAUGUGAAGAAAGCGCCGGAGAAGAGUUACAAAUGGACGGCCGAGAUUAAGAGGAAUGGCGCUGGAAACUCGCCGAUCGAGCAGACGUACACGAUUAAGGUGACUAGUGGCAACAAAAGCAGUGAAUCGAUGGAGGAGAAGAAGAAGACGAAGAAGAAAUGUGAGAAAGUGAAGGAGUUCAAAUCAGUUGGGUCAACUGCCCGCAUUGUUGACAUUGAAGAGCCCUCUGAUCACGGCGGCGUUGUUCUAAGGAAGGUUUUUGCCAAGAGAGUAGAAAAGAAAAGGGGGAAGAGGAAGGAGUUAUCUCCCCAAGAAGCAGCAGAUCUUAUUCAGAAGAGUUUCCGAGCAUAUCUUAUCCGAAGGUCACAGACUCUACGCGCACUUCGUGAGCUGGCAAUUGCAAAGUCCAAAUUGAAGGACUUGAGGGCUCUAUUCAACAACUUCUCGUACCGCCGCCUGCUUUCUCGAGAUGCAGAGGAACGUCAGAGAUUCUCCGAAAAGCUCAUUGUUUUGCUUCUUACGGUUGAUGCAAUUGAGGGUGUUGAUUUGAUGGUUAGAGGUGCGAAAAAGUCGAUGGUGAAUGAGCUGGAAGCGAUGCUUGAUGUUGUGGAUCCGGAACCUUCCGGAAGGUCUUUGUCCAUGAAGAGAAGAACGUUCGAUUUGCCUGAUGGAAUGAUCGACAAAGAACUUGCUGCGGGUGUUGCUCAGGUUGUUCGAAUGCUGGAUCAAGAGGAGACUGGUUCCGAAGCUUUUGAAGCGUGCCUGUAAGUUUGUUUUAACUCCACUUUGACGACUUCCAUUUUCGUUUAGGUUUAUUGCUAUUAUAUGCUGCUGGGGUAUUUUGAAGACGCCUAUCUAGUUUGAAGAGGGAUUCUACUUCGUUUUGAAUCUUUUAUUUUUCCCACUAAAACCUUGAACAAUUGUCGCUUUCCUUGGUUUAUUUAACCUUUUAUGUGUGUGGUUUGAAUGGUACUAAUGUAUUAGUAUAAUGACGUUUCUGAUCUUUUUAUUUUAUUUUCGAUACUAGAAGUUUUGACAAUAAUGGUGCAGUGUGCGUAGUAGUUUUACUGGAG